Messenger RNA from Penaeus monodon (black tiger shrimp), 2613 nucleotides. Its product is annotated as protein mono-ADP-ribosyltransferase PARP12-like. The record is from RefSeq and is a predicted model, not a curated record. Gene Ontology annotation, molecular function: NAD+ poly-ADP-ribosyltransferase activity; zinc ion binding. NCBI's taxonomy places the organism in Eukaryota, Metazoa, Arthropoda, Malacostraca, Decapoda, Penaeidae.
AUCGAAAUCCGGGCCGAGGUGCAGCUCAAGACCGUGGCCGAGGUCGAGGUCAAAGUCAAGGUCGAGGCCAAGUCGAGGUCGAGGCCAAAGUCGAGGUCGAGGUCAAAGUCGAGGUCUGAGGUCAAAGUCGAGGUAGAAAUUGGAAUCAUGAUGGUAAUUCCACCUCAGCGAUAUAGGAGACAGCCAGACCCUCCCUGUCAGCUCGAGGAAGAAGCCUGGAGCAAGAAUGCACCCGUUAAGUUAAGCCCCAAGAGUCUUGUGGAUACGCUAAUCAAGUCUCGUGAUUUAACUGCAAGCCUGCUAGAGCUCAUGGAGAAUGGUGGUCUCUCGCCUUCAGCAGUAAGAGAAACUGUGACCCAGUAUCCGGAGGUGUUUUACCUAAAUGGUGAAAAGGUAGAACUGCGACCAGAAAUUACAGUGUGCUCUCACCACUCAGGCCCUGAGGGAUGCCAGGACCGCAGGGGUUGUAGAUGCAUACACAUUUGUCAGCAAUACACCAGAAAUUCGUGCAAGGAUCCUUACUGUGUCCUUGGCCAUAAGUGGCGUACCGAUCACAAUAUUGCUGCCCUUCGUUCAUAUUUCAUAGAGCAUAUCCCUGUACCAAUUUUACAAAAGAUUUUGGUUCAGCCACUACAUACAAUGGCUCCUGUUGGUAAAAAUAACUAUUUGUCUUGAAUACAACACAAAGGUUGCAUCCAAGAUGACUGUACUUCACUUCAUAUAUGUCAAAGUUUUGUUGUAAGUCGAACUAGAUGUCAGCAAAAAAAAUGUCAAUUAAAUCAUGACAUACUGACUCCUCAGUGCUGUAAAGUUCUCUCUGCACAUGGCUUCUCAACCAAUGAAACCCCAUGUGAUAUUGUUGUAGCAAUAUUAGCUGCAAAUUCUGAAAUUCUUCAACAGGAUAUGAAAGAAAAUACUGUUGGUUCACCUGAAACCAAAUCACUGACUAAAAGUGUAUCUGAAAACGCCGAAAAACGGAAGGAUGAAUCUGAAAUUCCCGAGAGGAAAGAGGGUUAUAUUUCCAAAGAUUCUGAGAGUGCUUCCUCAGAUGAUGAAAAUGGUGUUCAGUCACAAAAAAAUGAGAAUGAAACUAAGUCUGCAAGUAGUCAGAAAUCUGGAAAAGCCCUAGAUAUGAAUGAAGAUAGUGUUCGCAGUGAAACAACCAAAAUAACUGACAGUGAUACAACAGAAUUAAAGCAUUCUCAUACUUCAACCACAUCUCUACCUAAAAGUACUCCAGUAUCAAUAAAGACGUAUUGGGCACAGGAUGUUCAAGGAAAUGUGGCUGUCCUGAGAUUUGCAUACUCUGUUGAAGGAAUGUGUAGGGAUGAAGGCUCAGGCUGCAAGAGACUUCAUUCAAGUGAGCAUUUCCACUGGCAAGUGAUGAAACAGAACGAGAAUUGGUAUAAUUUACCCGAACAGCAGGUGAUCACUUUGGAACACACCUAUUGCAAUCCCGAUGAGGACUGUGUCGAUUUACCUCGGUUAGAUCCUACUCAUCUGAAGGCUUCAGCUAGAGGUCUUCUUAUAUUGAUGGGACGUGAUACCUGGUCAGCCAAUUUCAGUUCAAUGACUCUGACUAAUUCGUCUAAAAGUCAGAUACUGAAAAUACGCAGAUUAUGUACACAGUAUAUUGAUGGACAAGAGAUUAAGCCAUCGAAUUUCCUUUGGUACUUUUUGGAUAUACAGAAAAACUGGGUUCAAUAUGGACUUUCUGAUACAACAGGGAAGACAAAGUUGAUUGUAGAUGCAACAUCUAAAGACAUUGAAAAACAGUACCGCCAAAAUCCAGCAUCUACGUAUUCAUUCAAGAGUAGUGCUUUCCAAUAUGUUUUAGAUUUCAAGAGCAUGACUCAGACUAACCAGAAAACAAAUGUAGUAAGGCAGGUGAGACGACGUCCUGAGCCACAUCUAAAAAAACAAGAUGAAGACUCUGAAGAAGAGAAGCCCAAAGACCUUCCUUCGUCUUGGGAGAUAAUGCAGCCUGAAGAACGGGUCCGUACAGUAACUUUGGCCCCAUCCUCGAGUGAAUACCAAGCAGUCACUGCCCUUUUGAAUGGCCGUAUUUCUACUUCCAACAUUAUCAAGAUUGAAAGGGUACAGAAUCCAUACUUAUGGCGUGCAUUUGUAAACAAAAUUACUGAAAUGUCAUCCGUGCUAGGUGACAAAACAAAAGUAGAUAUCCGACAAUUAUUCCACGGUACAAAUCAUAAUGUGGUUUCUAGUAUCUGUGCCGAGAACUUUGACUGGCGUCUUCAUGGUUCAAACACUGGCCAAUUAUAUGGUCGCGGGACCUAUUUCUCAACUGAUGCUGCAUACUCUUAUUCAUAUUGUGGGCCCGAUGGUUCAGGAAUGAAAUACAUUUUUGUUGCACAAGUUGCAGUGGGUGCUUUUACCGUCGGCAUAUCAUCGAUGGUGAGACCUCCUCUCAAUCCUGCAACUGGCAUGCUUUAUGACUCGACUGUGAACCGGGAGAGAAAUCCAGGCAUCAUUAAACCGCCCCUGACGGACCCAUUGCUCUGUGGGAGCCCUUUCAAGGCGAAACCCGAAGCAGCUGGAGUCCAUUGGCGUACGCCCAAGGACAAGGCGGGAUACCUCUCCCUGGAACAUUAG